This is a messenger RNA of Lodderomyces theae, 264 nucleotides long. RefSeq lists its product as uncharacterized. The record is from RefSeq and is a predicted model, not a curated record. Bases 1 to 264 code for a protein of 87 amino acids. NCBI's taxonomy places the organism in Eukaryota, Fungi, Ascomycota, Pichiomycetes, Serinales, Debaryomycetaceae. The transcript has a single exon.
AUGUUUGUCCAGUUGAGUAGCAUUAUCGGUAACAAUGUCUAUCGUGAUGAUGACAAGCCCUUGUACAAAAGAGGUAACAUGCAGUUGUUUGUCAUUUCUUUGAUCCUCAUUCCGAUUUUGAUACUUGCUAAGGGGUAUUAUAUUUGGAGAAACAAGAGUAAAGAUAAGAUUUGGAAUGCAAUGAGUGAGGAAGAAAGGCAGACUUAUAGAGAAACAACGACGGACGAAGCUAACAAGAGACUAGAUUUUAGAUUUGAUCAUUAA